AUGUCUCUCUUUGGACAGUCCGCCAACACCAACACGGGCGGCACGACAGGCGGAGGACUCUUCGGACAAUCUACGACACAGAAUCAGCAGGGCGGAGCGACAAGCGGUGGUCUGUUUGGCCAACCCGCGCAGAAUCAACAGCAACAACAGAGCGGAACAACGGGAGGUGGCUUGUUUGGAGGACUAGGCGCAAACAAGCCCGCGACCGGUGGUGGUGGUUUGUUCGGGCAGCCGCAACAACAGCAGCAGCAGCAACCGCAGCAGCAGGCUCCUAGCACGGGUGGUGGCCUCUUUGGACAGUCGACUACACAGCAGCCAAGCACAACUACGGGCGGUGGAUUGUUUGGGCAGCCAGCACAGAAUCAGCAGAGCGGAACAACAGGCGGUCUGUUUGGCAAUCAGCAGCAGCAACAACCGCAGCAGCAGAAACCAUCACUGUUUGGCUCUUCCCUGGCACAACCUGCUGCAGCCGCGAAACCUUCGCUCUUCGGCCAACCGCAGCAGCAACCGCAGCAACAACAGCAACCGCAGCAGAACGCACCCUCAAUGUUUGGUGCAAGCACGCUCGGGGGAAGCACCUUGGGCGGAAGUCUUUUCGCCAGCCAGGUCCCCAAUGGCCAAUCCCAAGCACAAUCACAGCCAGCGGGCGCCUACUUCGACAGUCUCUUUGCCAAAAGCCAGAAAGCUGAUGGCAAAGCGAACAUGGAGGACCUCCCUAGCCUCGAACUCGGUCUUGGUGAUCUGCGACACCGAUUGAGGAAGCUUCAAUCCAAGCCCAGCGACAAACCUCUGGGUGGUAAGGCCCAUUACCUUCUUGCGGCCUCUGGUGUUGAUCCCGGAGUGGCUGCUAAGGAUCUCGGUCUCCUUGAUAUCCAGGCCGGCCGUACUGAGCGAGCUACCCAUGGAUAUGCCCCCAGCGAACUCGAUGUCGAAACCUACCUCUCGAACCUCCAGACCAAGACGACUCUCAGCAUGAUCGCCGAUGGAAUUGACCGGUCAGUCCGCGACUUUGAUAACUUUCUCGAAGAUAAUGUUACAAUGGAGUGGGAGGCGCAACGAAAGCGCAUUUACCAGCACUUUGGAAUCACACCCCGCGAGGAUGUUUCUACUUCUGGACGUGAAUCUCAGAGUGCUUUCGGUCGCUCUAGGCGCAAGAGCCAGGCGCCAGCCUCCAAGACUGGCAGAGCCAGCGUUCUCGGUAGAUCAACACUCCAGAAAUCUGUCAUUGGAACACCCAGCCGAAUCGGAACACACCAGACGGACUUUUCCGAUGUUGACCGUUCUGAGUCGGGAGGUCUGGACGGUCGUGCUUCGUCCGACGACAGGGUGCUCCGAGAGAGGCAAGGACGUCUAUCAGAGAAGAUUCGUAACCUCAACACUGCCCGUCUUCUCAGGCGACCUUACCCCAUUCUAUCUGAGCUCGCAGCUGUCGAGCAAAAGUCUCACGAGCCACAUGCACCUCAUCUCGUGGAGGCUUAUUUGGCCGUCAUGGAGAUCGUUGGCGAGAACCCUGAUGCCGAGACGACACUCAACAACGCCACGGCCAAGGAACGUGAGUUUGCGGAUAUGUACCUUAACGAAAACCCCAACUCGUCCAAGGCAGUUGAGAUGCGGAAACGCAUCCUCAGCGGCGCAAAUGUCUUUUUGGAGAAGCAAUUCCUACGAGAAGUCGAAUCGCUCAUUGCUAAGCAUCCUCACGAAGCUAAACUUGGUGGUCUCCCCGACAUUGUUAGCAAGGUUAAGGCGUACAUUCGGCUAAGGUCGGCACGUAAGGACCUUGUGCCCGAUAACACUGAGCUUCAACAAGUUCAGGGUGAGUACGUCUGGGCCAUUGUCUUUUACCUGCUCCGCUCAGGACAUGUGAGCGAGGCGGCCAAGUAUGUCAACGACAACACCAGCCAGUUUCGAGGCAUUGAUAGAACCUUUGCUACAUACUUAAACAACUACGCCGCCAGCGAGGAUCGACGCAUCACCAACAGGAAGCUAUUGGAUCGCUGCACAAACGAAUACAUUCAGCGAUCCCGUAACGCGCCAGACAACUCGAUCGAUCCUUUCCGCAUGGCUUGUUACAAGGUCAUCGGGCGUAUCGAGCUCGGUAACCGCAACCUCGAUGGACUCAACACAGAUAUCAAUGACUGGAUUUGGCUUCAGUUCAACCUGGCGAGGGAGGGUGACAAGACGAUCGAGAUGGCUGGCGAGUCUUACGGCUUGGCCGAGUUGCAGUCCAGCAUUCGAGAGAUUGGUCUGAAGCACUUUCCCAAGGCCAACUCAGAAGACAGCAACGGCAGCUUUGGCAUGUUCUUCUACCUGCAAAUUCUGUCGGGUAUGUUCGAGGAUGCCAUCGCCUACCUCUACCCCUUUUCAUAUGUCGAUGCUGUGCACUUUGGCCUAGCGCUUGAGUUUUACGGUCUGCUCCGACCAAGCGAUGCCAUGUCGCCGUCCAACGACCUGCGAAGCUACAGCACCAAGAAUCUUCCACAGAUCAACUUUGGCCGUAUGAUUGGAUACUACACUCGUGAUUUCAGAGCUGCGGAUGUUGUGUCUGCUGUGGAUUACCUGACUCUCAUCUGCCUGAACCAAGAUCUUGGUAGCGAGGCUGGUCAGCGACAUGGCAGCCUCUGUCAUGAGGCCCUUCGUGAGCUGGUUCUCGAGACACGCGAGUUUAGUAAGCUGAUCGGUGACAUCCGACCAGACGGUCGACGAAUCCGCGGUAUUAUUGAGGAGCGUGGUCCUCUCAUCGGUCUUGAUGCCGAGGAUGACUUUGUCAACACCGUCACUCUCCAAGCUGCCAGCUUUGCAGAUGAGAACGGCCGUACCACAGACUCGGUGCUGCUAUACCAUCUGGCUGGCGAGUACGACACUGUCGUUGCCAUCGUUAGCCGCGCGCUGAGCGAAGCUGUCUCUCUUGAGAUCGGCGAGGACCCCAUGCGUCUUAUGCCCGUCAAGCCCCGAGCUGGCGGACAGGAGGCCGAUACUGGUAGCAGCCUCAGCUUGGCGGCGAUCGAUGACCCCGUCGAGCUGGCCAAGACAAUGAUGAGCAUGUAUGAGCGAGACGCCAUGUUUUACAGGAGAAUCCAAGACCAGAAUAAGGUGGCCUGCCGAGUGCUGCUGGAGAUGAGCGGCAUCAAGGGUUUGGUGGAAGCUGGACAGUGGGCUCAGUGCCUAGACAGAAUCCGAAGCCUCGAGAUCCUGCCUCUAGACGCAGCCGGCGAUGGCAGCACCAUUCGAGCAUACGCCUCCAAGUUCUCUGGCCUCUCGCAGCCCGUGUCUAUUAACGUGCCCAACCUGCUGAUGUGGACUAUCAUCUGCUGCGUCCGCCAACGGGAGCAGCUGACAAGCGGCCAAUUCAGCGGCAACGAGGGAACACGACGACUGAUGGUGGAUCAACUGAAGCAGAUGACAUUGGAUCUGACGACGUACACCAGCCAGCUUCGUUACCGAUUCCCUCCUCACCUACACGAGGCUCUCGCAAGGGCAUCGGCAGAGUAA
Messenger RNA from Fusarium sp. VM40, 3489 nucleotides. The record is from the annotation of a GenBank genome assembly. Lineage: Eukaryota; Fungi; Ascomycota; Sordariomycetes; Hypocreales; Nectriaceae.